AUGGAGAAGCCCAUCCACAGCCAGCCCCAGCCGCCACCCAGGGAGAGUGAGAGACAGAAGCAGCAGCAGCAGCAGGAGUACCAGCAGCAGAAGUGCAUCAGUAGUAAUCGCUGUAGUACUAGCAUUAGCAGUAGCAGUUGUAAUAGUAGCAGCAGCACCUGUAGUGCCCGUUGUAGUAUCAGCAGCAGCAGCAGUAGUAAUAGCAGUAGUACUGGCAUUAGCAGUCGCAGCAAUAGUGGUAGUAACAGUAGUAGUAGCAUCAGUAGUACUAAUAGUACUAGUAGCAGCAGCAGCCGCAGUAGCAGCAGCUGUAGCAGCAGUCGUAGUGACAUCAGAAGUAAGAACAUUGAUAGUAGUAGUAGUAGCAUCACCACCAGCAGCAGCAGUAAUCACAGCACUAGUAGCAGUGGCAGUAAUUGUAGCAUCAGUAGUACUAAUACUACUACUACUAGUAGUAGUAGUAGUAGCAGCAGCCACAGUAGCUGUAGCAGCAGCAGCAGCAGCAGUAGUAGGGGCAUAUUCACUACCAGUAGCAGCAGUGGUAGCAGCAGUAACAACAGCAGUAAUCAUAGCACUAGUAGCAGCAGCAGUAAUUGUAGCAUCAGUAGUGCUAAUAGUAGUACUCAUCGUAGCAGCAGCAGCAGCAGUAGUGGCAUCAGUAGUAAGAACAGUAAUAGUAGCAGUAGCAGUUCCAGCAGCAGCAGCAGUUGCAGGAGCAGCAGUCAUAGCAGCAGCAGUCAUAGCAGCAGCAGUCAUAGCAGCAGCAGCAGUAGUUGCAUGAGCAGCAGUCAAAGGAGCAGCAGCAGCAGCAGCAGUACAGCAAGUACGGCAGAAGCAGGGUUCAAAUCCAAGGCUGCAAGGUGGCAGCAUAAGAGCGACAGCAAGAAGUUCGGCGGUAUCCACGCGCCGCGGGGCCGAUGCAGCUUCCAGGUCCGCCCGCGGAGUGGAAGCGUGCUUGACGGCUCGCUGUAG
Echinops telfairi (small Madagascar hedgehog) is the source of this 972-nucleotide messenger RNA. RefSeq lists its product as uncharacterized. The record is from RefSeq and is a predicted model, not a curated record. NCBI's taxonomy places the organism in Eukaryota, Metazoa, Chordata, Mammalia, Afrosoricida, Tenrecidae.